AUGGUGGCUCGUCUGUUCCGAAACAAGGAGAAAUGGGGAUCGUUCGGGGCAGCUGCUUUUUCUCCCCCACAGGUGCCUUUGCUGAUGGACUUCUCUCCGGAGGGGAUGAUGGCAAACGAUGCCGGGGACGAUGCGGCCGACCUGGAGGCAGAGCUGCUGGCUAUUGUGGGAGGCCAGCCUGAUCCGAAAGAAAAACCCAAGGGGAAAACACCUUUGCCGAUGGAAGCGAUCGAGAGAAUGGCUGCUCUCUGCAUGAAGGACCUGGACGAAGAGGAGGGAGGGGAUGAGGAAGAUCUGGAAGACGAAGAUGAUCUCAUGGCAGAGCUCCAGGAAGUACUCGGCGAAGGGGAAGAGAGAGCAGAUGCCCCCAUAACUACUGCAAAGGUGGGUGAAACGCCUCCCGAGUCCGGCAGCAUCGAGUCUACGCUGGCGGAGAGGGUGGACAUGUACCAAACGGCCAUCGCCAAUGCCAAGCAGGCUGGAGACAGCUCCAAAGUGCGCCGCUACGAGAGAGGCCUCAAGACACUAGAGAACAUGCUGACCUCUGUGAGGAAGGGAAAAAAGAUCGACGAGGAGGAAAUCCCACCACCGGUGGCUCUGGGGAAGAGUGUGAGCUCCCAGCAGCCCUCUCCUUCUGCAGCGGUGUCACCCCUCCAUGGCUCUGUGCCCGCCUCAAGCCCUGGCUCACCCCCGCCUCCUGUGCAGCCGCCUGUUGUCUCUCCUCCCAAACCCCUGCCCACGUUGCAGCCGCCUCCUGUGCUCCCAAAGCCUCAGGUCUUGCCCAGCCCCGCUUUGCCCACCAGCUCUGCAGAGAAAAAAGCACUUUCUCCCUCACUGUCUCCACAUCCAGGUUCCGGCCGGGCCAGCACUGAGGCUCUGCUGCAAGGCCGGCAGCGGGAGUACAAGCUCGCAGCCCUGCACGCGAAACAGCAGGGAAACGUGGAGAUGGCCACGAAGUACUUCCGCGUCGCUAAGAGCUUUGACUCCCUGUUAGAAGCUUUGGGGAAGGGCCAGCCGGUGGAUCCGAGCAGCGUGCCCCCUCCUCCCGACCAGCUGUCUAAGGAGCUGCUGUCGCCCGGCCGGCAGCAAUCUGCUGCACCAACGCCAGCAGUCGUGCCCGAAGCGAAACCAGCCUCUCCUGCAGCAGACAUUCCUCCUCCCCCUCGGGACAUGCUGGAAGCUCUGCAGCAGAGAAUGGAGAGGUACAAAACGGCAGCGGCGCAGGCCAAGAGCAAAGGGGACGAUCGGAAGGCCAGAAUGCACGAGCGCAUUGUAAAGCAAUACCAAGAUGCCAUCCGGGCUCACAAAGCAGGGAAAACGGUGGAUUUCUCAGAGCUGCCCAUUCCGCCAGGCUUCCAGCCCAUCCAGGGUGUGGAGACACCAUCUGGAGACCAAAGCAUUGUGGGAGUGCUGGAGACAGCCAUGAAACUGGCCAACCAGGAGGUCCAAGAGAACGAGGAGGAAGCCGAGCCCGAGGAGACGAAGAAGCCUGCUCCCCGCCCUGCUCCGACGAAAACAGCCGUCUCCUCCCAGCCCAAGCAGCAGCCUCAGCAGCCCCCGCGAGCAUCCUCGACGGGCGCCCCCUCGGCAGCACAUUCUGCAGGAGUGGCCAAACCAGCCCCCAAAGCCACCACGAAAGCCCAGCAGCAGCUGGCCUUCCUGGAAGGCAGGAAAAAGCAACUGAUGCAGGCCGCGCUCCGAGCCAAGCAGAAGAACGACAUCGAGGGGGCAAAGCUGUUCCUUCGCCAGGCCAAAGGGCUCGACCCCAUGAUAGAGGCGUCGCAGAAUGGCCUUCCCGUGGAUAUAACCAAAGUCCCUGAAGCCCCGGUGAACAAGGAAGACUUUGUGCUGGUGCAGCGCCGGGGGGUUAACAUCUCCCCGGAGGCAGCUAGCCAGUACAUGGAGCUCAUGAAGCUGAUCAGGCAGCAGCACGAGAUGUGCAUGAGUUACUCCAAGCAGUUCACCCACCUGGGGAACAUCGCGGAGACGACCAAGUUCGAGAAGAUGGCUGAGGACUGCAAGCAGAACAUGGAGAUCUUGAAGCAGGCCCACGCCAGAGGCUUCCCUCUGCCCAAGUACCACUACGAGCAGAGGACCUUCAACAUCAUCAAAAUCUUUCCUGAACUGAACAGCAACGACAUGGUCCUGUCUAUAGUGAAGGGGAUCAAUCUCCCAGCUCCGCCAGGUGUGGCUCCCAACGACCUGGAUGCGUUUGUGCGCUUCGAGUUCCCGUAUCCCAACGCGGAGGAAGCUCAAAAGGACAAGACCAAUGUGAUCAAAAACACGGACUGUCCUGAAUUCAAGGAGCAGUUCAAGCUGUACAUUAACCGAGGCCACCGCGGGCUCAAGAGGGUCAUCCAGACCAAAGGCAUCAAGUUCGAAGUGGCGCACAAAGGGGGGCUGUUCAAGACAGAUCGCGUCAUCGGGACAGCCCAGCUGAAGCUCGAGGCCCUGGAGAAUACCUGCGAGGUCCGGGAGAUCGUUGAGCUGCUGGACGGCCGGCGCCCCACGGGGGGGAAGCUGGAGGUGAUCGUACGGAUAAGAGAGCCCCUG
Molecule: messenger RNA, 2553 nt
Organism: Struthio camelus australis
Lineage: Eukaryota; Metazoa; Chordata; Aves; Struthioniformes; Struthionidae
Source: RefSeq, a predicted model, not a curated record